Schizosaccharomyces octosporus yFS286 is the source of this 3944-nucleotide messenger RNA. RefSeq names its product nucleoporin Nup120. Gene Ontology annotation, cellular component: nuclear pore. Bases 131 to 3553 code for a protein of 1140 amino acids. Lineage: Eukaryota; Fungi; Ascomycota; Schizosaccharomycetes; Schizosaccharomycetales; Schizosaccharomycetaceae. The record is from RefSeq and is a predicted model, not a curated record. Gene Ontology annotation, molecular function: structural constituent of nuclear pore. The transcript has a single exon.
UCGAGGGACAUACGUCUUCGAUUUUUGAGCUCGAUCUCUUCCCCCAGAGCACUUUCCUUAGACAUCGUAUACCUUACUCCAACGCUGAACAUCCUUUUCAACGCUGGUUUUGCAGCUAUAGAAGAAGAAUAUGGAUGAAUUAAAGCAAGCGAUUGUUCCCACUUAUAUUCAGUCGCUUGGUUUAGAAGGAAGUUUGGAGUUAUGGGUUCCUGCUCAUGAAGAAGAUUCCAUCAAUGAAGUAGUAGCCGAAGAACAGAAUUUUGAUUGCGAUUUUGUUUUAAAAGGAGAAUUGAUUGCUUUUGAUAGUGGAAUAUUUACUCGUAAAAGCAAUCUCUUCCCUCGCUGUAUUCAUUGGAAUGUUUUCAAAAAUCAAACCUUGGUUUUAAGUGAAGUAUCUCUGAAAAAAGAGUCUUCUUGCAUACCUUCUUUUAAUAUAAGAAUCCACUUUCCUUCCCAGGUUUUGAAAAAUUGCAUAACCUUUGGAUUUGAUGAUGAAAAGGACGAGGUGAGCCUCUUCGUAAUCACGUCGACUAGAGUCCUCUAUUCUAUUCAACUAAAGCCAGAAUGGUUCUUAUCUUCCAAUCCAACGGUUGAUGAAGGUUGGUGCACCUACUAUCGCCCACCAUCCUUUUUAACUAAGAGUCCAUCUUACGCAACUGGCGUUGAUCGUUCCUCACUGUUUGUCACAUUUGAUAUAGGCGGACUUGUGAAACUGAACUUAACUUCUAAUAAUAAUCAAAUUCGAGAAGAACAUUAUCAUGAUUCUAGAUAUAUGACCUCUAUCCGGCAUUAUCUUACUCUUCAGGCUUUCAAAAAUGAUUAUCGCCCACCUAACAGUAUUGUUUCGAUGGUUUAUAACCAUCGCUACCAUUAUCUGUUAACUUUGAGUUUGGAUCAUACGCUAAAAAUAUGGAAUUCACUAAAUGGUGUCCUGUUGGAGAAUAUAUCCUUCGAACCCCCUUCUGUGCAAAAUUCAAACGCUCUUUCUUAUUUAUCUAUAGAUAGUUUCACACAGUCUUACGUUUCUGUAUAUUGUCCCAACAGUACUCAUGGGUACUUUUCCUUUUACAAGUUUGACCUUGAUCCAGACAACGGCACAUUUCUCAAGUUGUCUCCAUUAGUGACUAAUAUCACUCCUCCAAGAUUACCGGAUGAUGAAUAUUUGCCUUGGACGCUGUUAAAGACAAGUCUUAUUUGUUUGGAUCAACACAAUUUACGCUUCAAUUUGUUUUUAGCUUGGAAAAGUAACCUUCAUGCUGUCAUACAAUGUGCUGAAGUCGUUCCCGACAUAGAUCAAACUGCAAAAGUCACGUGGAAGAGCACGAAGAAAAAUACAUUUGCUAAUUUUGACAAAUUUUCGUUUGAUAUUCCGACUACUAUGUCUUUUGGUGAUGUGUCGGAAAUUUGGAUUGAUAAUUUGUUGAAUAAAAAAUACAUAUCCCCCGAAUCACUGCAAUUAGCUUUCUUGUGUUAUCAGAAAGUUAAUCCUUACACUUCAAAGUCAAAGAUGGAUUCUUUACUUAGUACAUCCAUAAGUGAACUCAUGAAAGAAAUUACCACAAUGAUUAUCGGUUCUGUUCCUGUACAGCCUGAAUUUGGCUCUUCAUCUUUUGAUUACCCUGCAUAUCGUCAAGCUCUUUACAAUGAAUGGGAGAGAUUUGCCAAAUUGACUCUGUACUUGGAUAGCUUUGGUAGUGAGGUAUUGAGUAUCGAGGUAGACUCAAAUUCAAAAAACAUGUAUGUUUGCUAUGCAAACAAGAUUGGUGUUUUGCGAGAGCCUGUUAAUAUUGAAUACCUAGACGGCGAUUUAAUAAAUAACAUGCUCCAGCUUCCUGAAAUGAAGGCUCCCGACUUAGUAUCAGGCUAUCAGCUAUUAGAUCUUGCUUGCAGUUUACUGAACUGUCUACCGUCUGCUAUUCUUUUGGAAAUACGGUUCUCUCUUCAAGAACUGACCAAAAACCCUGCCUCUUAUUCAGUAUUCGAUACAUUAUGGAUAUUUUUUGACAAGUAUAUUUAUCCAAAUGUAAACCCAGAUCAUUUGAAAUCCUUGGCCGAAAGCUUUGCUUCCCGGGACAAUCCAAUAGCCGACAUAAAAUCUCUUAUCAAUUAUAUAAGAGGCUUCCCGGAACAAUCUGUAUCAUUCAGUUUUACUCCUUUUUUCUCGUUAGCAUUAUCGAACACACUUAUUACGGUUCUUGGGGAUUUACAAACAUCCCUAGAAGCUUUAAUCUUCCUUCUUUCGAUUGCGUCUAGUCAACAGGAUGUACAAUUGGAACAGAAGGUUUUUGGUUCUGACGAACUAUUCUUAGAAUUGCUUGAUAUAUGGAAAAAGGUGAGCUUUUUUACAGCUACCUUCAACUUGUCUUUAGAAUACGUUGAUAUCGAUUAUUCGAAAAUUGAUGAUCAAACUUUACAAUCAAAUCUUGGCAUAGUCUCCCAUCUUAACAGCCCUUUUGAAAUCCUUGUAACCUUCUUUUGUCGUGAAAAUCAAUUACGCGGCCAAUCGUUCUCUUUAGAGACUAGUCUUAAGUACUUCGUUUCCCGUUUAUUAAAGGAUUCGUCUAGCACUCAAAUAAUUUCAGAGGCUUUUGAGAAACUUCUUUUAUUAAAACAACACAAUGCUUGUUCCGCUCUAUUGAGUUGGCUAGGGUUUGAUUCCAUCUGCCAGUAUCUAAAGGCUAUAACCUAUCUAGGAUCCAAGGAAACCCAAAAGUCUGUCUACUACUUUAAGCAUGCCAAUCUAAACGUCAACAAGUUAGAAAUAUCGGAGCGUCCCCUCCUCAAAGAAUAUGUUGAGACAGCUCAUAAAUAUUCACUCGACAGUCAAUUGUCCAGUUAUUACUUAUACGUCUCGAAACUAUUAUCUACUGAGGGAGCGUAUGUUGAUGCUCUAGAAUUCGCUUUGAUGGCCGAUUCAUUGAAAGGGAAAGAUAUAAACCUAGCUUCUGAUAUUAGAAGGCAAUUAUUUUUCACAUCUUGUGCUUCUUCAAAAUUCGACACCGCUUACUCUGCACUUUUGCUGAUAAAGAACAAGAAAGAAAAGAGCGAUGCACUCAACGAAUUUUUGAAACAAUUGGCUUACAAAGGAAAACUGUUUCGACUUAUUGAUUAUUCAAUGCCAUCGCUUCAAGAUGAAGUUGAUAGUAUUCUAGAAAAGAGAUCUUUCCAGAUGAUAGACGUCCGAAGUCAACCGUGCUGGUAUAACGUGUUGUACAGUUGGCGUUUGAAAAAUCAGAAUUAUCGUGACGCUGCUGCAAUUAUAUAUGAAAAAGUACUUCGUUUGCUUUCUUCCGAUAGCUUCAAAAAGGAUCAAGAAACCGAGAUAUUGGAAAAUUAUCUAGUUGUUCUGAACGCUCUUAAGCUAUUAGAUCCUGAAGAAGCGUGGAUGUUGGUAACUGAUGUAUCUAAAAUAACAACUGGUAUCGAACAAACGUAUUUUCCUCAGAGGUUAGUUACUUUGGAUAACGUUUCAAUGGAAUACGAAGCGCACCUUCAAAAUAUUGCUAGGGAAGUUACGACUCAAAUCUGUUCCGCUGCUGCUAUAGAUUUUUAGUUUCUUGGGGGUAAAAAAAAGGCUAAUAACUAUAUAUUUCUAUUGAGAUAUCCUUCUGGUCGGUUGAGUAUUCUAAUGUCGGUAUACAUCGUAUAUUGAAACCAAAAAGUAGUUUGACUAUUAGAAAAAAAAAGGUCUUGAACGUUUUGAAUUUGUCAUACCUUAGCAACCGUCAAGCAACUAAAAUUAUCAGCAAUUGCUUCUACUUGCAUAAUUUUGCACCAUGGAUCUUUUGAAGUGUACGAGCAAAAGAGUAAUUAAAUUAUUCAUAUUCGAGUCAAAAAAUUCAAUAAAGUAAUUUAGAUUUAUGUUAUUUUAUUUACUGCUAGUGGAGAUCUUUGGUCUCGCUUUUCGCUAACGGUUUUUCCCACCCAUAAACACCAACACGGGC